Messenger RNA from Spizellomyces punctatus DAOM BR117, 1679 nucleotides. RefSeq lists its product as uncharacterized. The coding region runs from base 45 to 1352 and encodes 435 amino acids. The record is from RefSeq and is a predicted model, not a curated record. NCBI's taxonomy places the organism in Eukaryota, Fungi, Chytridiomycota, Chytridiomycetes, Spizellomycetales, Spizellomycetaceae. The transcript is spliced from 4 exons.
AAACCACACAGAAAUAGUGAACGACCAGUGUCCUUUAGCAAAACAUGCUUGCGGUUUCGCCAUCAUCAUCUCGAGCAUGUUCACCUGCUCCUCCACCAGGCUCGGCAACUUCUCGUCGGAAGCCAGUGGGGAAAUACCGUGGAAUGGAAGCCGAUACAAUGAGUCGAUGCGACUCCAUCAUGACCGAUACCUCUACUUCCAGUAGAUGGUCGCGAGGGUUUCGUUUUCGACGCAACACUGGCUCUAUCAGAAGUACCACAUCUACCAUGAGCAGUCGACAAAAAUUGACGCAAUUGUUCAAGCGUCUGGCUUUGCGUUUGGGUGUCGGAAGUAACCUCUCCAGCUAUGACUUGAGCAUGGAGUCUCAGCAUUCAGUUCCGACAAGCUCAGCUGCCUCAGUGGCGGCAAUGCAACUGGACGACAUCUCCAUCAGAUGGGGAUCUACCUCACGUCGAUACGGAGGAGCCGGAGUCUCCAAUAUACGCCCCAGUGGUCCUAGACGUAUGCAAUCUGAUGAUGCUGCGGCUGUCUGGGCCAAUGUGAUCGCCAAGCAUGCUCAUACAACAAAAGGGAGUGCACAGGCACGGGCGUUUCGUCAUUUACUGCAAGAAAGGGACGACGCUCGUGCAGAAUGUGUUCGCCUAAAAUCAUCUGUGGGCAAGCAGGUGCCCAAUGGUACUGACACUUUGGGGGAAAUAGGGAGAAUUUGUGGGGAUUUGAAAGUGGCAUUGAGUUCUUUCAAAGAAAGUUUGCCAGCAAAAGACGCCAUUGCAGCACCAGAUACAACCGUAGCCCCGCUGGAGGCUAUAUAUUCUAGACUUGAGGAGCUAACGCAGGCGCUCGAGCGUGUCAUCGAGCCUCAAACCAAUAACGAACCCACGAAACCGGUCAUCCGAAAGCCAUCUGCAAAACCCACCGCUCCAUCUCCUCGCGUCUCACGCCAAAGUUCAGUACGUACCCUAGCGGACACAGCACAAGCCACCCGCAUACCGACGCCUGCCUCACAGAUGCACACUGAGCAAGGGCAGGAUCUGAGCAAUGCGCCACCCACGGAACAACCACCGUCUCAACUGAUCACCGCCUUGCCCGACAACAAAACCACUACCGAGGAUUCUGAUACUUUUGCGCGUGACUUGUGUGGCAGAAUUGAGAAGGUCUUUGCUGGGAACGAAAACGUGGAAGAGGCAGCUCAUGUGGUUACGCCUACACCCAAGGUUCAACCACGCCCCCCUCGCCGUACUCGCACACUAAUUGUCCGCAAGGAGCGAGAACAACCUGAUGGCGGGAAGCCCAUGGAAGGCUCUGAUACUGAUAACAUCAAAAACGAUGACGUCGUAGCAAGUACAUCUUAGUCCGCGGCCAGUUUCGUGAUACGCAAGCUAUACACGUCCAUCUCAAACUGAAUAUAUUUUGCGCAACUCCUCCGUGGUCGUUGGAAGAAACGUAAUAGGGCACCGCUCAUGCUCCUCCACGUACUUGUAAAUACAUGGAUAGCAGAAGACAUAGCCAGAUGGUAACAUGGUGGGGUUUGUUCGUUGUUUUGUACAGAGAGGGCAUAUUGAAGGAUCGGUAGGCAGAGGCACACCUGCAGGAUUUGGCUGGACGAAAAUUGUGUAAGGUGCUAUGCUAAUCCGCAGGGCAACACAAAUAUAUACCUCAAGAGGUUUUGGUGGUGGUGG